CGACCAUCUUCAAGAGGUAUCUCGAAAGCUUGUCGUUUGUGAGAUCCAUCUUAUUACAAUUAGCUUUCAGUUUGAAUCGGACUUCACACCCGAAAAAAUCUCUUGGUAAUUUCUCGUAGGUAUAGAUUUUGUUUCUCAGAGCUUUCGUAAGAGCUGGUAGAUAGUAAGCUAUAGGCAAUAGAAUGGCUUACAGUUACAUGACAAUGGCAGCAAGUAGCCAGAGCCUGCAUUUCUUUAAUUUUGCUUCUUCUUCUUCUCAAGAAUGGAGGAGUGUGAGGAGUUGUUUCAAAUUGACACCUUUUAACAAUUGUCAUGGAGCAAAUUUGAAGUUGCCCUCAGUGGGUACAUCUAACGGUGAGAUUUAUUGCCAUCUGAAACUUGGGUUAUUGCCAUAUAAAAAAUAUUCAGUUUCAUCUGGAUCCACAAGGACAGUGACCCAGUUGGUUACAGAGGAGGAGAAGGGGCAGAGUGUUGGGUUUGAUUUCAAAAAUUACAUGCAGUCAAAGGCUGAGGCAGUGGACAAGGCACUGGAUACGGCAAUACCACUUGAAUAUCCUAAAAAAUUACAUGAAUCAAUGAGGUAUUCUCUUCUAGCAGGAGGUAAGCGUGUCAGGCCUGCUCUUUGCAUUGCAGUAUGUGAACUUGUAGGAGGGACUCAAGAUCUGGCCAUGCCAACUGCCUGUGCAAUGGAGAUGAUUCAUACCAUGUCUCUUAUCCAUGAUGACUUGCCUUGCAUGGACAAUGAUGAUUUCAGAAGAGGGAAGCCCACAAACCAUAAAGUCUUUGGUGAGAACAUUGCUGUUCUUGCAGGGGAUGCUCUGCUUUCAUUUGCAUUUGAGCAUAUUGCAGUGGCUACAAGCAAGACUGUUCCUGGUGAUAGGAUUUUGAGGGUGAUAUCUAAAUUGGGUAAGUCAAUAGGCUCUCAAGGGCUUGUAGGGGGGCAAGUUGCUGAUAUUACUUGUGCGGGAGAUUCUUCAAUUGACAUUAAGACUCUGGAAUGGAUUCAUAUACACAAGACUGGUAUGCUCUUGGAAUGUUCAGUUGUGAGUGGAGGGAUUCUUGGUGGUGCUACAGAGGAGGAGAUCGAGAGAAUUGAGAGGUAUGCUGUAUGCGUGGGGCUUCUGUUUCAGGUUGUGGAUGACAUACUUGAUGUCAGUAAAUCUUCAGAAGAAUUGGGUAAGACUGCAGGGAAGGAUUUGAUUACUGAUAAGGCUACUUAUCCCAAGUUGAUGGGUCUGGAGAAAGCAAAAGAAUUUGCUGCCGAAUUGGCCAGCAGAGCCAAAAAAGAGCUAUCUUGUUUUGACCCAUUAAAGGCUGCACCUUUGUUGGGUCUUGCAGAUUACAUUGCAUUCAGGCAAAACUGAUCAACAAAACUGUGAAAAUGUGCUAUUUUUCUUUUUAAAUAGUCUAAAUAUUAGGAAAUAAAGUAUUUUAAGUUUGUAACAGCUGAUGCUCGAUAUAACAAAGUAAAAAUGGCUUCAAUAACAAUGGAAGAAUGUUGGUUAUUGUAGUCCCUUGUGGUUGAUCUAAACUGCUUCUGGUUUUUUAUUGUAAAUGUCCCUGACCCAUAAUCCUUUGCAAUACAUUUCUAUGGCUUCUUUUGGAUCAGUUUGAUAAA
Molecule: messenger RNA, 1618 nt
Organism: Cryptomeria japonica (Japanese cedar)
Lineage: Eukaryota; Viridiplantae; Streptophyta; Pinopsida; Cupressales; Cupressaceae
Product: geranylgeranyl pyrophosphate synthase, chloroplastic
Exons: 1
Coding region: 183-1364 (393 amino acids)
Biological process (GO): isoprenoid biosynthetic process
Molecular function (GO): prenyltransferase activity
Source: RefSeq, a predicted model, not a curated record